Salvia hispanica is the source of this 1740-nucleotide messenger RNA. Its product is annotated as cytochrome P450 71D9-like. Gene Ontology annotation, molecular function: oxidoreductase activity, acting on paired donors, with incorporation or reduction of molecular oxygen; iron ion binding; heme binding. NCBI's taxonomy places the organism in Eukaryota, Viridiplantae, Streptophyta, Magnoliopsida, Lamiales, Lamiaceae. The record is from RefSeq and is a predicted model, not a curated record.
UAAAUCUUUAACCGAUAUUAACAAAAUUUUCUAUAUAAUCCUACAUGUGCUUCAACUCAAACACAAGAUAAAUUUGAACACACAACUAUGGAGUUUGACAUCCCAUCAACACUCAUCCCUCUAAUUCCCUUUCUCCUCUUCCUCUACAUGUUUCUCAAAUCUCAAACCAUCUCAAAAUCAGCAAAGAGUUACUCACACAUCCCCGGCCCCAAACCCCUCCCUCUCAUCGGCAACCUCCACCUCAUGCUCCGAGCCUCCUCCGGCCCCCACCGCCUCUUCCGUUCCCUCGCCGCCAAACACGGCCCCCUGAUGCAUCUCCAGCUCGGCGAGCUCAACUUCCUCAUCGUCUCAUCCGUCGAUUUCGCGAAGCAAGUGAUGAGAACCCACGACACCGUCUUCGCGAACCGGCCCCACAUGCUGGGGGCCGAUGAGCUGUCCUACAAUUCCAGCAGCAUCGGCUUCUCCCCCUACGGCGCCUACUGGCGCCAGCUGCGGAAGAUCUGCGCGACCGAGCUUCUGAACGCUCGGCGCGUGCAGUCCUUCCGCAGCAUAAGAGAGGAGGAGAGCGCGAGCAUGUGCGAAUGGAUCGCUUCUCGGGAUGGAUCGCCGGUUGAUCUCUCCGAGAGGCUUUACACGUCCGCGUACGAUACUACGACGAGGGCAGCUGUCAAGGCGAAAACCGGAGAGAGUGAGAAGAUGAUUUCUCUGUUGCUGGAGUCCCUCAAGUUAGCUUCGGGGUUCAUGAUGGCGGACCUUUAUCCUUCGGUUAAAUCGCUGCCGUUGAUCAGCGGAGCACGGAUGAAGUUCCGACGGAUGCGUCGCAAGCUGGACGAGGUGCUCGAUGCCAUCAUCGAGCACCAUAGAGCAGCCGGCGACGGCGAUGAUGAUGCGAAGUUUGAAGGGUUCUUGGAUAUCCUUCUCAAGUUUGAAAAAGAUGGGACUAUAACUAUCAACAACAUCAAAGCAGUGCUCCUGGAUAUGUUCCUAGGAGGAACGGACACGUCCGCCGCUACCUUAGAAUGGGCAAUGUCGGAGAUGAUAAGAAACCCGACCACACUCAACAAGGCACAACACGAAGUAAGGAAGGUUUUCGAUGACAAGGGAUACAUAGACGAAGAUAAGUUCGAUGAGCUAAAAUACCUCAAAUUAAUCAUCAAAGAGACUCUGAGGCUGCAUCCUGCAUUGCCGCUUCUACUCCCGAGAAUGAGUUCCCAGAGAUGCGAAAUCAACGGUUACGAAAUCCCAGCAGGAACCAGAGUGAUAGUGAAUGGAUGGGGACUGGGAAGGGACCCUGAGUAUUGGAACGAUGCAGAGAAGUUUAUACCCGAGAGGUUUGAGGGAAGCGAGCAUGAUUUCAAUGGGAGCAAUCUUGAAUACAUACCAUUUGGCGCGGGGAGGAGAACAUGUCCCGGCAUGUUGUUCGGGUUGGCCAACGUGGAGCUUCCGCUUGCGAUGCUCCUCUACCAUUUUGAUUGGAAAAUGCCAGAUGGGAUGAAAGAUGAGGAAUUGGAUAUGAUGGAGGGCUUUGGCGCCACGGUUAAUAGGAAGCACCAUUUGCGUCUGAUUCCCGUUGUUAAGCGACCUUUGCGUGCAAGUGCUGUACUGAUUUAGGGAGUCUUUACUCUGAGUGAUGGGAGUUUGUUUGCUUGAUAUUGUACUCCCUCCGUCCCCUAUAAUUUGUCACCAUUUAAUUCGGCAUGGGUUUAAAGAAAUGUAAUAAAAAGUGGGUUGAAAAAGUUA